AACCAGGCAUUUACAUUUUUUUCUGUUGCAAAUUUUUUCAAUCCUUGUCUUCAUUGCUAUUAAGUUUUUCUGUAUUAGAAAAUCCACUCCACUUCUAAUAUUUUAAGACAAUUUCUGCUGUUUUCUUCUAGUCAUUUCACAGUUUAUUUUUCUCAGAAGUAUCUUCAGAAAACAAGAAACACCAUCCCAUUUGAGGACUGCUGUGAUACACACAGUUUCCAGGAUGACACACGGAAUGCUGAGUUCUAAGUGAUCUGUCACCUGACAAUCGGCUGGACAAGUAAGAUUACAAGUAUUUGAAAUUAGAUGAUACAUAGAAGAAGACAAGAGGAGGAGGAAAGACUGGAUUGGCCAAACCCUAACACAGAGAAAGAAUAAAAGUGCAUUCCACCUUUUAUACAGAUUUUUUCCCACAAUUAACUAAUUUCAUAAUUGCCUAUCUAUUAAGAUAAACAAAAACAAGGAAAUAGCUUUUAUGUGGUGACAGCAGCCCCUCGGCUGAGUAUAAAAGUGGACAUGGGAUAAGGGGACUCCCACAUUCGAAAAACUCACGGUCUUGGAAACCUACCCAGAACCUCCACCCUCUGACACCAUGGUUAACUCUUGUUGUGGCUCUGCCUGCUCCGAACAGGGCUGUGAUCGAGGCCUCUGCCAAGAGACCUGUUGCCGCCCCAGCUGCUGCCAGACCACCUGCUGCCGCCCCAGCUGUGUUGUAUCCAGCUGCUGCCGCCCAUCCUGCUGUCAGACUACCUGCUGCCAGACCACUUGCUGUCGCCCCAGCUGCUGCCGCCCUAUCUGCUGCCAGACCACUUGCUGUCGCCCCAGCUGCUGCCGCCCCAUCUGCUGUCAGACCACCUGCCGCCCCAGCUGUGGUGUGUCCAGCUGCUGCCGCCCAGUCUGCUGUCAGACCACCUGCUGCCGUACAACUUGCUGCCGCCCCAGCUGCUGUGAAUCCUCUUAUUGAACCUCAUAUUGGACUAUCAACCAUGAGCCAGCCACUAUUACACCAAUAUGAAAGUGUCAUUUAUACCAACUUGUCCAUGUGUUAAAUGGCCACCAGCUUUAUUAUCCUGUUAUUCCACUAAGCAACUGGUGAAAGGGCAUCCAUCUACAUUUCAUACCACUCAUUUUUCCCGUGGAACUCUUUCCAGUAUUCAGACCUCAGAUGCAUGAUGCAGCUGGACUAAACCUCUAAGUCUCUGAUUGUUAUGCUUGACUUGACCUUCAAAAUUACAUAUUAACUGUUCUUCAAUAAAUAUUAUCUUAACAUCAGAAAUUCUGUUAUCUUUUUUUCAAUUAUUUUUGAGCAUUGGUUGUCAGUUUAUUUUUUAGCAUUAUUUCUCUCAAGAUAAAGACAAGUUUGGGUUCCCCCAUGACCAGGAAAGAAAGCUGAUUUUGUAAAUAUAAUCUAAUGCCUAUAUUAUAGAAAGGACUUCAUAAAUUUUUCAAAAGAAGAUAGCUCACUGUAUUUAACUAACAAAAGUUUUGUAUUCAAUCAAUAAA
This is a messenger RNA of Chlorocebus sabaeus (green monkey), 1503 nucleotides long. NCBI's taxonomy places the organism in Eukaryota, Metazoa, Chordata, Mammalia, Primates, Cercopithecidae. The record is from RefSeq and is a predicted model, not a curated record.